AGUUGGCUCAUCACGAGUUUGUUGAGGUUCCCGAGAGAAGUUGGAAUGACGCCAACGAGGUUGCAUUGGGUAAGCCAGAGAACCUCGAGGUUGGUAAGGUUCCCAAGCUUUGGAGGGAUCCGACCCGGGAAGAAGGGGUUAUUGGAGACGAGGGAGAGGACUUGGAGGUUCUGGAAGGUUCCGAAGGAGUCCGGGAUGGGGCUGGAGAAGUUGUUGCCGGUGAGGUCGAGGUAGCAGAGGUUGGGGAGGAGCGGGAGCGUGGCAGGGAGGAGAUCGGUGAGGAGGUUCUAGGAGAGGUCGAGGAGGUUGGGGAGACGACAGAGAACGUUGGCGAGGAAUGGGCCUCCGAUGUUGGUGUCCGACAGGUCCAAUGCUGUUACAGUGGUGUUCGAAGCGUCGCCGGCACAGGUCACUCCAUACUAGUUGCAAGGGGUGGCAUCCCUUGA
This is a messenger RNA of Sphenostylis stenocarpa, 446 nucleotides long. NCBI's taxonomy places the organism in Eukaryota, Viridiplantae, Streptophyta, Magnoliopsida, Fabales, Fabaceae. The record is from the annotation of a GenBank genome assembly.